AUGCGAGCCGCGCCGACUCGCCUGGCUCCCAGCACGGUUGCUUCACUUGGCCGUUCUCACUGUGGAUCACAAGCUUACCAUUUGGAUGCAGCCGGCGCAGCUGGAUGGCGCCGGCGCCGCCGCUUGACUGGUGUGUCUAUGACAACAACGCACACCGUCGCCCCCGCCGUCUCUGCCUUGCCAUUCUCGCUCUCCACAGCCCGGCGCACAUACUACUGGCCGUACCCGGAGAACCUGGUGCCGGAAGGAGCGACCACGUCGCCGUUCCAGUCUAGUCCUGUGCCAAGUGUGCGAGAGCGCAUCAUCCGGGAGUACGCGCUCGGGCCACUUUUCGGCAGUCGCACGCCUUGCUGUGUGCUCGGAUUCGCCGGCACCGCCAGAGAUGUCGCGGCGUGCAAACGCGACGUGCGUCGGUGGGUUGCACGCGCACUGGGAAAGUCAGAGGCGGAUGUGGAGCUUGGCGCUCUCGUGCAAGCCAAAGAAAUGCUGCUCCACCGUAGCGGGACCGAUGAGUCGCCGCGGCUCGGCGACGGGCCCGGGAGCCGGCCCGAUGCAGAGCAACGUCGUGUGACGCGAUACGCACGCCUUCCUGUGCAAGCGCGCACGCUGUUGGAGGUGUACCUGCCGGGGGAAGAACACGGCGAGGUCGACGCCGCGGCAGACGCGGACGCAACCAUUCUCGCUCAUGGCUACUUUCUGCAGGAACAACUUCACCGGCACAUGACCACGACAGCGUCCUCUGGGUCAGACCCCACCGGCCGGCGCGACAGCGAGGACUGCCAGCCCGAAGAGCCCGCCCGCAAGAUGCAGUCGCACUGUCAGGGAUGCAGCGAACCAAAUGACGAGGCGGAUGUGAAGUCGAGCGUGGCCGCCCUGCACGACGUGUGCGGCGUCAUCUACUGCGAGGUGCCGGUGCUCGAUGAAAGCGACUUCGCCUUCGACCAGCUGUGUGGCAAGGAGGUGGAUGAUGAGACGACGGAGCGGGUGACGGACCGCUGGACGCGGCGCGCGAUGCAACAGCAGCCGCAGUUGUAG
This is a messenger RNA of Leishmania major strain Friedlin, 1035 nucleotides long. RefSeq lists its product as hypothetical. Bases 1 to 1035 code for a protein of 344 amino acids. The transcript has a single exon. The record is from RefSeq and is a predicted model, not a curated record. Lineage: Eukaryota; Euglenozoa; Kinetoplastea; Trypanosomatida; Trypanosomatidae.